CAGGAGGAGGCUCAGUACACUGGGAGGAGGAACAGCACAUCCCACUCACCAGGACAGCAGUGUUUGUGAGCAUUUCUAGAAUCCAAGAUCUUCCCACAGAACAAGGGACAGAGCAGGCAUCAGACACCAUGGAAUCCCCCUCAGCCCCUGCCCACAGAGGACUUGUCCCCAGGCAGGGGCUCCUGCUGGCUGCCACACUCUUCACCUUCUGGAGCCUGCCCACCACUGCCCAGCUCACUAUUGAAUCAGUGCCACGCAAUGCUGCCGAAGGGAAGGAUGUGCUUCUCCGUGUCCACAACCUGCCUGGGAAUCUUGGAGGCUAUGCUUGGUACACAGGAGAAAUAGUGGACAGCAACCAUAAAAUUGUAUCAUAUGUAAUAGACACUCAAAAAAUUACCUACGGACCUGCAUACAGUGAUCGAGAGAAAAUAUAUCCCAAUGGAUCCCUGCUGUUUCAGAACGUCACCCGGAAGGACACAGGAUACUAUAUCCUACUAGCCAUAGACAAAAAUUUUCUGAGCAAACCAGUAACUGGACAGCUCCGUGUAUACCCGGAGUUACCCAAACCCAACAUCACAAGCAACAACUCCCUCCCUGAGGAGCACAAGGACCCUGUCGUGUUAACAUGUGAACCUCAGACUCAGGACACCACCUACCUGUGGUUGAUCAGCAAUCAGAGUCUCCCAGCCAGUGCCAGGCUGCAGCUGUCCAAGGACAACAGGACUCUCACUUUACUCCCUGUCACAAGGAAAGACACAGGACCCUAUGAGUGUGAAACCCGGAACCUCGUGAGUGCCAGCCGCAGUGACCCAUUCACCCUGAAUGUUGUCUCAGAACAAAACUACACAGGCUACUCUGUGGGGACCAUCGUUGGCAGCGUGAUCGGGGUCCUCGUCGUGGUGGCUCUGGGGGCCUCCCUGAGCUAUUUCGUGUACCUCAGGAGGACUAGGAGGGCCAGUGACUCCGGUGGCCUCCGAGAGCACCCACCUCCAACAGCCACAUCUGGCCAGGGUCCCUCUGGAACCUCUGCCUUCCCGGGCCCCCUACCCGACUCCAAGACAACAGGCCCCAUCUAUGAGGAAUUACUCAACCCAAACACAGAGGUGUACUGCCGCAUCAUCCCCAGAGCAGACGUGGCUUCUUAGUUCCUCCAGGACCUGAGACCCCAGACCCUGUGUAUGUGGCUUGUGCCAGAGA
This is a messenger RNA of Myotis davidii, 1197 nucleotides long. Its product is annotated as carcinoembryonic antigen-related cell adhesion molecule 7-like. Gene Ontology annotation, biological process: signal transduction; regulation of immune system process. Bases 129 to 1145 code for a protein of 338 amino acids. The transcript is spliced from 8 exons. Gene Ontology annotation, molecular function: protein tyrosine kinase binding. Lineage: Eukaryota; Metazoa; Chordata; Mammalia; Chiroptera; Vespertilionidae. The record is from RefSeq and is a predicted model, not a curated record. Gene Ontology annotation, cellular component: cell surface; plasma membrane.